GAUGUUGAAUUGGAAGCAAAAAUUAUUAAAGUGACCAAACUGAAAAGAGAAAUAAAUAUCAACUAUUAUGUCUCUUGGAAAAUACGAUUCCUACAACAGAUUGCUGGCCGAAGAAUUGAACUUCCUGGAGGACAUCCGCUGCCGGAAGAAACUUCUCUCGGCGCUGGUGAGGAACCAGUUGGAAGCGAGGUUUGGCAAGCAGCUUGACUGGGCUCAGAAGAAGAUUCUAUGUCCAAAGCAGGCUUUCAAAGAAGUCAUAGUGGAUUGAGGUGUCGGGUACACUUAUAUAUCGUUAUAACUAUUUGAAAUAAAUCGGAAUAUAAUGUA
Molecule: messenger RNA, 327 nt
Organism: Nezara viridula (southern green stink bug)
Lineage: Eukaryota; Metazoa; Arthropoda; Insecta; Hemiptera; Pentatomidae
Source: the annotation of a GenBank genome assembly